AUGUCGAUUCUCAAGCUGGUCGAGGACCGCCCGACGCCCAAGUCCGUGUAUAACUGGAGAGUCUAUCUCCUGGCGGCCGUCGCCUCAUGCACAUCAUGCAUGAUCGGCUAUGACAGUGCCUUCAUCGGCACAACCCUUGCCCUAGACUCGUUCAAGGACGAGUUCCAUUUCAACAACAUGUCCACCCCUGCCAAAAACCUCCUCAGCGCCAACAUUGUUUCCCUUUACCAGGCCGGUGCCUUCUUCGGUGCUUUCUUCGCGUAUCCCAUUGGUCACUUCUGGGGCCGCAGAAUUGGUUUGAUGGCUUCUGCUUUGGUUUUCAUUCUCGGUGCUGGCCUCAUGCUUGGUGCGAAUGGUGACCGCGGUCUUGGCCUGAUCUACGGUGGACGUGUCUUGGCUGGUCUGGGUGUCGGUGCCGGGUCCAACUUGACUCCUAUCUACAUCUCUGAACUGGCACCCCCGGCUAUUCGUGGUCGCUUGGUCGGUGUCUAUGAACUUGGCUGGCAAAUUGGUGGCUUGGUUGGCUUCUGGAUUAAUUACGGCGUUGAUUCUACUAUGGCCCCGAGCCACAAGCAAUGGUUGAUUCCCUUCGCGAUCCAGUUGAUCCCCGCUGGCCUGUUGGUCAUAGGAUGCGUUUUCAUCAAGGAGUCGCCUCGUUGGUUGUUCGGACGUGGUCGCCGCGCGGAGGCCAUUAAGAACCUCUGCUGGAUGCGUCAAUUGAACGAGAAUGACAUUUACAUGAUUGAGGAGAUCGGUGCUAUCGACCAAGCUCUCGAGGAGCAGCGUACGACGAUCGGUAUCGGAUUCUGGAAGCCCUUCAAGGCUGCCGGCACCAACAAACGUGUUAUGUGGCGUCUCUUCCUCGGAAGUGCCAUGUUCUUCUGGCAGAAUGGCUCUGGUAUCAACGCUAUCAACUACUACUCCCCGACCGUGUUCAAGUCCAUUGGUGUCACCGGUGGUAACACAAGUCUCCUGACUACUGGUAUUUUCGGCGUUGUCAAGACCGUCGUCACCUUCGUCUGGCUCCUCUGGCUGAUCGAUCGAGUCGGCCGUCGCAACUUGCUUCUCAUCGGUGCCCUCGGUGGCUCCGUCUGCCUCUGGAUCGUCGGCGCCUACAUCAAGCUCGCCCAGCCUGCCCUCCACCCCAAGACCUCCAUGGACGGUGGCGGUAUCGCCGCCAUGUUCUUUUUCUACCUCUGGACCGUCUUCUAUACUCCCACUUGGAAUGGCACCCCGUGGGUCCUCAACUCCGAAAUGUUUGACCCCAACAUGCGAUCCCUCGCACAGGCCUGCGCCGCCGCCUCAAACUGGCUGUGGAACUUCCUCAUCUCUCGCUUCACACCUCAGAUGUUCACUACCAUGGGAUACGGCGUUUACUUCUUCUUUGCGUCGCUGAUGAUUUGCUCCUUCGUCUUUGUUUACUUCCUCAUUCCCGAGACAAAGGGCGUGCCCCUCGAGAGCAUGGAUCAACUCUUUGAGAUCAAGCCUGUGUGGCGCGCGCAUCCUACCAUUGUGGCGAAGCUGCGCGAAGACGAGGAGCGCUUCCGUCAUGAUAUCGAGGAGUCGGGUUAUGCGAACAAGGUCGAUACCGAGCAAGUCGAGGAUACGGCUAAGUUUGCGUGA
This is a messenger RNA of Penicillium maclennaniae, 1623 nucleotides long. RefSeq names its product sugar porter family MFS transporter. Lineage: Eukaryota; Fungi; Ascomycota; Eurotiomycetes; Eurotiales; Aspergillaceae. Gene Ontology annotation, cellular component: membrane. The coding region runs from base 1 to 1623 and encodes 540 amino acids. Gene Ontology annotation, molecular function: carbohydrate:proton symporter activity. Gene Ontology annotation, biological process: carbohydrate transport; transmembrane transport. The record is from RefSeq and is a predicted model, not a curated record. The transcript has 4 exons.